AUGUUGUCGGGCAAGAAGGAUGCCGAUCAGAUCUUCCCACAGUCGGGGGAAGAUGGCAUGGCCGUUGAAAUGAACGAUCGGGAGAAGCAGAUCUAUGAAGGUGGCAUUGAGAAGUUCAAUCGGCUGGGAUGGAAGCGCCUGACUGUCGUUCUCAUUGUUGAGGCUGUCGCUCUGGGAAGUCUCUCAAUCCCGCAGACCUUCGCGAAGCUGGGUAUGGUCGCUGGUGUCAUUUGCUCUGUCGGUAUCGGCCUGAUUGCGGUCUAUACCAGCUAUAUCAUCGGUCAGGUCAAGGUGAAGUUCCCGCAUAUCUCCAACUAUCCGGAGGCGGGCAGACUGAUGUUCGGCCGUUGGGGUUAUGAGCUGAUUUUUAUGAUGUUGUGCUUGGAACUGCUCCUCUCUGCUGGAUCCCACUGCCUGACGGGAACGAUUGCUUUCGCCAACAUCACUGGUAGCUCGAUUUGUACCCUGGUCUUUGGCGUCGUCUCGGCUAUUAUCCUUUUCUUCUUUGCGGUCCCGCCCAGCUUCUCUGAGAUGGCAAUUCUCGGGUAUAUCGAUUUUGCAUCUAUUAUUAUCGCUAUCGGCAUCACGAUCAUCGGAACUGGUGUGGAGGCCACGAACAGCACUGGACUUGCAGCAGUGAACUGGUCCGCCUGGCCGAAGGACGGACUUACUUUUUCGGAAGCCUUCAUUGCGCUCUCCAACAUCAUCUUUGCCUACAGCUUUGCGCUCUGCCAGUUCUCAUUCAUGGAUGAGAUGCAUACCCCUACUGACUUCCCCAAGUCAAUCUGGGCCCUCGGCUUGACCGAGAUUUUCAUCUAUACUUUGACCGGUGCGUUGGUCUAUGCCUUCGUUGGCCAGGAUGUGCAGAGCCCUGCUUUGCUCUCUGCCGGUAGCUUGCUUAGCCGGGUUGCAUUUGGAAUCGCCCUACCUGUGAUCUUCAUCAGUGGUUCUAUCAACACAGUGGUGUUGGGACGAUUGAUCCACGGCCGAAUCUUUAAGAACUCGACCAUCCGUUUCGUGAACACCAAGAUGGGAUGGGUCACUUGGCUUGCCUUGAUUGCCGCUCUUACCAUCUUGGAGUUUGUUGUUGCGGAGGUCAUUCCUUUCUUCGAUGACCUGUUGUCGGUCAUCUCUUCUCUUUUCGUCUCCGGCUUCACCUUCUAUUUUCCGGCCAUCAUGUGGUUCAUGUGGAUUCGCAAGGGCAGUUGGUUCACGGCUAAGAACAUUUGCAUGAGCGUCAUUAACGGCAUAAUUUUGGCAAUUGGGUUGGUUGUGUUGGUCGCCGGAACAUACUCGAGUAUUGUUGAUAUCGUAAGUGCAAACAGUGACCCCGAUUCCAAUUUUCAACCCUUUAUAAUUAUGCAAAUACUUACUUUUGAACAGAUUAACUCGUAUGCUGAUGGCACGGUCGGAGGCGUAUUUUCAUGCUCGUCUACCUAA
Molecule: messenger RNA, 1440 nt
Organism: Penicillium macrosclerotiorum
Lineage: Eukaryota; Fungi; Ascomycota; Eurotiomycetes; Eurotiales; Aspergillaceae
Exons: 1
Coding region: 1-1440 (479 amino acids)
Biological process (GO): amino acid transmembrane transport
Cellular component (GO): vacuolar membrane
Molecular function (GO): amino acid transmembrane transporter activity
Source: RefSeq, a predicted model, not a curated record